AUGCAGUUCUUCAUCACCAUCCUCUCCCUGGCUGUCGCCGUCUCCGCUGUUCCCCAAGGCAACGGCAACGGAAACACCAUCUGCAAGGGUGGAAACGAGAGGGCAGUCUGCUGCGCUUCCAAGGAUGCGCUCGUCGGCGCCCUUGAGUGCGUCACUCUCCCUAUCAGCGUCCAGCAGCCCGGCUGCGAUGGCAGCAUCCGCUGCUGCGACAUCGGUGACCAAAAGGAUGGUAUCGUCAACGUCAACGCCCUCAACUGCGCCAGCGUCGCAUAA
Alternaria incomplexa is the source of this 273-nucleotide messenger RNA. RefSeq lists its product as uncharacterized. The transcript is spliced from 2 exons. The record is from RefSeq and is a predicted model, not a curated record. NCBI's taxonomy places the organism in Eukaryota, Fungi, Ascomycota, Dothideomycetes, Pleosporales, Pleosporaceae. The coding region runs from base 1 to 273 and encodes 90 amino acids.